GGCAGACAUCGACGAGAUGGUCACAAGCAUGAUGUCUGACGAGUUCCAGACUGCGUACCAGCGUGAGUCCUCCUGAGCAGCAGGCGAGCUGCUCCGGCUGAUGGGAGCCAUGCAGGUGUUGUGGCGAUCAAGACGGACAAAGGUCUUGCUUUGCAGGAUAUCAUCGCGGGAUUGGGAGAGGCGCUGUCCGGGCUGGACAUGCCUCCCCAUGCGCGAAUCUAUCUCCUCGACCAUCUUGCACAAAUCGAGUGCGUAAAAGCCUUUGCCUACCGCAGAAAAUCGCUGAGGAAUCUCGUGCAGACAUCGCCUGAGUACGGGAGGGAGCGAGAAGCUACAGAUGACCGCCUUGCUCGGCGCUUUCCAGAACGCGGUCGAGCUGAGUUCGCGAGAAAAGUAGUUCGCGCCUUUAAUGCAAGACAGAGCCUGCUUGUAUGAGUCACGAAAUCUGCGCCUGACCGAGGGUGUGUGAUGCUGCAUGCGUAGAACAGCAUUGGCGAGUCGACUGAGCAGCUUCUCAGCCUCACAGCUGCCGCCAGCCUUCUUGCUACCCUUGCCCUCUUUGUGCCAUGCCACACGCUAUCGACAGUCGGCCCGUGAUCCUGUCGAGCUCAGCCGGGGAAGCUCACGAGUUCUGCAUAGCUCGCAUAGUGACAAUGAUUUGACGGGCCAUGUUCAAGAUCGUCAAAGCGAGUCUAGCGCUCGUGCGAGCCUCCGACUUGCCCUCGCAGAAUCUGGUCGACAUGAACUCGCAACGUUGGCCAGAGCAUUACCAUACGGCCGCAAUGCAUGGCCAGACGACGAAUGGAUCUACCCAUCCGUUGCGGAUGCAGACGACAUGUCCAUCCGAGCCUUGUCCGCUUUGCUCAAGAUCCUGUAUGCAAGCACGAGCGAUCUUUACAAGUCGGUCCGACGGAUUGAAGACAUCUGGUCAGCCAAGACGCUAGAGACACCGGAGAACCAAGAGCAGAGUCGUAUGCUUGCUCAUGCAGCUCGGACGCCCCAGCCAAGACUGGUCAACGAGCUCUCGGGGCGUUUGCCAAUCUUUCACAGACCGAGACACCUGACAGAUUGGACGAUUCAUCUCAAGGUCCUCACGCUGCCCGUCACACCCUCUGGUGUCAUACCGAGAACGAGGAGGAUCGCACAGAUGUUGAAGCAGAUGCUGAAGGAUGAAAUCCAAGUGGAUGCCGUCUUUUGUCAGACGCUUGCCAAUGGCCUGGCCGUCCAGAUCGAUCUCCUCUUGCGUACAAAGCCGAAGCCUACCCACAUCGUCUUUGCAAAGAUGUGUCACGAUCUCAUGCCUGUACUUGUCUUUGCGGACACUCCCAACGCGCCACGUACAGACGGACAAACUCGCGUAGGGUUUAAGAAUCUGCUAGCUGCUCUUGAUUCGGAAACGGCAGAGGCGCAAGCGAGGAUGCAAAGUGUGCAGAAGGAACGCAAGAUCGUGCCCAGUCAGAACGUCCUCACAGAGACCGCCCGGAGACUUGCACAGUCCUGUCGCAUGGAGCUAGACAAACAUUAUGCCGAUUCUGCACUGCCAUUACUGAAGAAGCUCAGCAAGGUCAUACAUGGCGAGAAGGAUCGUCUUGGUUCGGAAGAGGAAGAGGCCAACUUCAAGUCAAUGAUCGCAGUGUAUCAUAGCUGUUUGCGCCGCGCCUUUCUUCUGUCUGCCUCGCCAAUUGAGAAGGCUCAGGAGCAUUUUCGCAUCAAGGCCGACCUGUUCAGACGCAGCUGCGAGCGCCUGAUGCCUCACCUCUCCGUACAUACCGUGCGGGCGUCUCUGUACGGUCUGGCAAAACAUUCUCCGAGCUGGCAAGCGUACGCGGAUCACCUCAAGCAGUGUGCAGACUGGUCGCGUAGUCUUCCCGAAGGCCAUCGCACGGUCUUCAUCCAGUCUGAACACCCCGACCUGGCGCCAAUAUUGAAAAUGGCACUAGGUGCACCGGUCGAGGACGAGGAACUGGCGACGAGGUUACGAUACUGUCUCAACGUCUUGACCGUGCUCGGCUUGUCGCCUCGUUACAACGUCUAUGACGGCUCAAUCGUUUCGGUCUUGGAUCAAGCGGAUCUGACCUCACAUCUGAGACGGGUGACUGCUCAGCAGACUCUACGGCUCGUCUGCCUUGAACCGCGAGGCGGCCAAUGAUGUUGUAUUACGUAAUGAUUUUUCGCGACUUACAAAGUGCAGCUUUCCCCAGAUUUUUCCAGCACGCGAGAGUUUGGGCGAGAGCGUCGAGCGAGGCCAGUGAGCGAUCAUGAGACGCGGAGGAGGUCACCACAGCACUGGGGCGAGAUCUGUCAGAUUGCUGUAUCACUGGGCAAGGUUCGUCUGUGAUCUUCACCCAUCUUCGUCCUCAUGCUGACGCUCGGACACAGACUUUGGCGACUCUCUGGCGGCCCUCUGGUCAACCCCUUGUCGACACUGGCGAUACUCUCAGCCCUUCUCAGCCUCGUCAGCCGUCCGCUCGAGCCCGACCACAAGAUCUGUCGCUUCCAGCCUUUGGUGCUGGCUCAUCGGCAACUGUCUCGAGCGGUCUGCUCGCCCUACCUCUAGCCCCUAGAAUAUACUGCUGCCUAGCGAGUU
Messenger RNA from Mixia osmundae IAM 14324, 2587 nucleotides. RefSeq lists its product as uncharacterized. NCBI's taxonomy places the organism in Eukaryota, Fungi, Basidiomycota, Mixiomycetes, Mixiales, Mixiaceae. The transcript has a single exon. Bases 476 to 2149 code for a protein of 557 amino acids. The record is from RefSeq and is a predicted model, not a curated record.